AUGUGGGAAAGUCUGAGACCCUCUCAGGAAGAUGAUCUCCCAUUUAUUCCCAUGGAAAGCAAGGGUGUGGCCUCUAAUUCUGUUGUUGGCAAGACCCCUCUCUCACCUUCCUUAUCCAGGAUUUCCCUGGCAAUGGUAUCCAAGGAUGGUACUAUUAUAUAUUAUGAUGCUGACUGGGGGAUGUCAUCAUUGUUGGCUACUGAUUUGCAGCAGAAGCAGCAGCUCAGGGAGGAGAAAGUAUUGCAAUUUAGGAAACUCAAACAGAAGAAAGUGGAAGAACUUGAAAAAUGGGACCAGGAAGAACCAAUUCCAUAAGGCCAGGAGUGAUCAUGUGUAAGUGCUCAUCAUACUUUCAUGAGACCAUAACAUGGCCAUAAAAUGAAUAAAGUUCUGUUCAAAUGCAGUGUCGCACAUAAGCUUGAGGAGUUCACUAUUUUUAUUUCCAAAAAAUUUUGUG
Molecule: messenger RNA, 457 nt
Organism: Darwinula stevensoni
Lineage: Eukaryota; Metazoa; Arthropoda; Ostracoda; Podocopida; Darwinulidae
Source: the annotation of a GenBank genome assembly